GAAUUUUUUCACGACAAUUCCAGCAGCUACCAUAAUCAUGUGAUAUUAUGAAUCUACAUUAGAAUUAUUUAUAUAAGAGUUUUCGAAAUUGAAUUAUUCUUAUUUUUAAAUUUACAUGUUUUAAAACCAUCAUGAAGUUUGAAUGUUUGGCAUUCGCAACAUUUUUAGAAAGUUAGUAUUUUGGAAGAUUUAACUUCCAGAUUAUGAAAUACUGCUUAGUUACAAAUUCAGUUUCAGGAAGGAAGCCAUUGGUAACAUGCUCUACAGUAAACGAUACUACAGUAAUAGCAAUAUUUGUAUCAAUACUAUCUUUUAUUAUCUACUUGAUAAAAAAGGUCAGCGAAAUCGAUGUGAACUCGCUAAAGGGUAAACCACACAAAUUAGUUACUAAUAAUGGACAAGAAAAGAACAAGGAAUUUGAAAAAUCUGAGUCGUCAACUACAAUAGAUUCAGAUUUAUUAUCAUCACCACUUGUAAACUCAAAAUUCAACCUGGAUUCUAUUGGAGAUGUAAAAGGAAUUGAUCAACAACAGCCUAUCAAAAAUGAAAUUAUGAGUUCAGAACGAUUAGAAAGAGACAUUUUGGUUAAUUACUGUCUUGUGAAUGAUUUUGAUCGUUUCAGUUUACUGAGAGACACUGAAAAGUACAAUGAUGUGAGCUCUGUGCCUUCCACAUCCACCUUGAGGGAGUCUUCAAAUGAAGUGACUGAUGAAGAAAUAACUGAAGGAGAGGGAAAAUAUGAUGAUAUUGGAAGGGUAAUUUAUAUCAAUCAAGAGCCGAUAUUGGAAGUUCCAAUUCGAGAUAAUUUAACCAAAGAAAAAGUGGAUAAUGUCAAAAAAGACGAGAGGAAAGCUUCCAAGCCCAUGGUAUCUCAAAACUUAUUUUCUAAAAGAAUAGCAAUUCAAAAGAACAAAACUAGACCGGAAGUGAAAAACUUCAAUCAGCGACUUACUGGAGGAAAUUUAGAAGAAGCAAAUAAAGCUUCUAAGAAUAAGGUAAUACAAAAAGUGGGAAAAAUCAAAUCUAUACAUGCUAUUUCAGAUCAGAAUUCAGUUGGCAGUUCCUCAUUAUCACUUUUUGGUGUGAGUGAUGAUUCGUUACCAAGUUACGAAAAUAGCAAAAAAUUUAGCGUACAGAAGGUGAAGAGGUGGCAAAUGCUUCCCAGAUUAUGUGUACACAGAAAGACGACUUCUCUCAAGCCGCAAAAGAAAAUCAUUGCUAAAAAUAAUUCAACAAUCAACAGCGUGAAUGAUAGUCAUUCUCAAUCGCAUAACACGAUCAAUCUUUCCAAACAAAUUACUCAAACAAAACGUUUAGACAGUCCAAAGUGUCACAGCUCUUCAAAUAUCCAAACUCGUCGAUCGAACAGGACCACCAAUAGUAGAAGAAUGCCAAUAAGAUGUCAACAACUAAAAAAGAAUUAUCAUGAUCGGAAGGCUGUAAAACUUGGAGAAAGCCGGAGUUUAUGUGCAAUAGGGUGCAUUGAAAAUCGUCAAAAAUCUUUGAGUUAUGAUGUUGUCAGCCAAAAAAUUAUGAAUGAGAUCAUCAACAUGACUGGUAGACUAAAAGAUCAUAAGAAGAGUUUAUUACAUGGUGACAAUUCACAGAAAUGGUUAAAUACGCAUCAAUCUCCAAGUGGUGAUAAUCCGAUCAAAGUGAAUGAGAAAUUAGUCAAAAACUUUAAUAAUCAGCCAAUUUCCUUGGGCUCUUUCGUGAGCUCCUGUGAUCUACGUCAGCGAAGAACUCCUGCAAAUGCUUCAGAAGAAUUGAAAAAUGAAUAUGAAAUCCUCCGGAAUAAACUUACGUCAAAAAUGAAAGAAUGCGAUAAACUUUUGUUGAGAAAUUUGAAAAGAAAAGUUUCAGAAAGUGUGAUUCCACAAGGUGAAAUGAACGAAAUAGAGGAGAAAAGGAAGAGAGAAACUAUUCCAAGCUCUGAGAGAGACAGUUUAGGAAUUUUAGAUGACGAAAAUAUUGAAAGAGACAGCAGUAAAAAGAGAAAUCAAGACGUUCAGGAUCUGAAUAAAAUUAAGAUAGUCACAAACAUUUUGAACUCAUUAUCAAAAACUAAAACAUUUUCAAGUCGUGAGGAUGUUUCAAAAACGAAACCGAAAGAAGAAAUAAAUAAUAAUAACUCCAGUGCUGAUGUCACACCUUCAAACUGCAAAAAGUCAGUUCUUAUGAUGGACGAAAAUGGCAAUUCAUCUGUAUAAUCAUGAAUAGUAAGACCGAACCGUUUUAUUAUCGGAUAAAUCCAAGAUAAAACUCAGCAAUUUAAAGUAUCACUCUCCAGACUAUUUUUUAUAAAAAGUUUGAAAUUAUAUGGAAGAAUUUAUUAUCAAACUAUUACUGAGAAUAUUUUUCAAAGAAGCAAUGCCGAUUAGGGAGAAAGAAGGUAAAUAAGAGCGUAAAGAAGUAUAAAGAAGAGCGUUAUGCAAGGCUCAAUCUGAUGCAAAUCAGAUUGUUUACUUUUCCCGCAAAACAUGCAGCAGUCUACUAAGAUAUACUAGAACUGUGAAGGUUUCUUCUAAAUAUGAAGGUAGAACAAAUGUAGUCUGAUGUUUUUGAAGAGAGCCUUGGAAAGUGAGAAACUUGAGCAUCUGUUAUCCCUUGUCAAUCAAGAAAAUUAAAAUUAAGACAUAAUACAGUCGCUCAAUAAAGAUCAUAGAAGCAGUCCCGCAUAAAAACGUAAUGAACUUUGUAACAUUGUAAGAUCAUCAGCAUCUUGAACCACUUGAUAUUACAGAACUAAAUCACCCAUAAUAUAUGCCCAUAUUAUCCAUAGUAAUAUAGUUAAUGUAGUUGAUAUAAGCUUUGAUAUGAUCUUUUACAGAAAAAUAAAAUUCAUAGCCAC
Messenger RNA from Nilaparvata lugens (brown planthopper), 2851 nucleotides. RefSeq lists its product as uncharacterized. The transcript has 3 exons. The record is from RefSeq and is a predicted model, not a curated record. The coding region runs from base 204 to 2210 and encodes 668 amino acids. Lineage: Eukaryota; Metazoa; Arthropoda; Insecta; Hemiptera; Delphacidae.